AUGACACUAAUCAUUCCUAUACGAUUAGCGGUAAGCAUUUGAACAAAUUUUUGAUUUCUUUUCCAAUUUUUUCUGUCGCUUGGGUCUGGAUUUUUUAUUUUUUCUAUUUUUAAGUAUAAGUAUCUCUUCAGUUCGUCUGUGUUUUGUUAUAAUAUGUUCAUUUCUCCCAAAACCUGUUUACAUUCAAAACUUUUUUUAUAUCAUAAACGAAGUCUCUGAAAAAAAAGAAUUUCAUGAAACAAAUCGAGUUUCAAGAACCUAUAUUGUUCAUUUUUCUGUGGUGUUAUGGUAUAGAAACUGAGUAGAUUACUUGGUUUUUAUACUUUUCAAAUCCCUGUCCUUUGCACUACCAAAACACAGAAAAUGGAAAUCGCCCUUUGAGAGAAGCACUGAAAAAUUGCGAUGUUUUUCGGUUCAUGUUAUCUCAAAGUCCGGUUUUGUUUGGGAUUACUAUACCAAUGUGACUGAAAUUUUGGAUUUGUUAAUUUAUUACCAUUAACAUCGCUGUUAUAUGUUCAUUUCCUCUGAUUACAAAGAACGACGCACACAACAACCCUUGAAAAAAGGUCGAAAUUCCUCAUCAAAAGAAACAUUUUUCAUUUCAAGAGAUCAAACAUAAAAUCCCCUUGCAGAUAAAAAAGUCAUGAUUUUCUCUUCUCAUAUUCAUCAAUCUUUAUUAAAUUGCAGAACGAAGAGUUACUGGAACGCGGGCGGAUGUCGAUGCGCGUGCCGCGGAUCAACGUCCGUUACAGCGGCGACGAAGAAGUUUACGAGGCUUGGCAGCCCGAUUUAUCCCCUUUCAUGCGAUUAUUUCCAGGGUCCGCCACGCAUCUUCCGUUCCAAGACCCAAAAACGGUCGCAAAGCCAUCCACACAAUUGCACCGCCUCGCACACUUCGGACGAAGAUUGCGGUGAGCCGGAAGAAAUCUGAGCUGGUCGAAGGAGCAAAGAUUCAGAAUCGGACACUUGUACACACAAUUGCUGCGACGAAUUCGACCGCAUCAAUUUCAAAAGGUCCUGCAGGUGCUCCCUUCACAGCACCUGCAGCUCUUUCGCCUCGAGGAGCAUCAGUACCAGCAGUACUUCUUGUGAAAACGGGGUGAGUUGACUUCUGGAAUUGGAGAGAACUUUUUGAAGAACAAGAAAAGUGAGCUUUCAAAAAAAAAAGCGAUAAUUUCUAAUAAUCAAUUUAUUGUACCUAUUUAAAUACUUUUUAUGUUAUUCUCCUCUUUUGAAAUUUUUUUGCCCCUUCAUUUCGUGGGCUUAUUUUUUUAUUCUUUUUUUGACCACAAAAAGAAAAAAAGAGCGCAAACAAGCUAAAAAGAUUCAGGUUAAGGAUUCUGAGCAUGAAAUCUCAUAAUAUUCGCCUCAUCUAGGCUUUCUCGUUCAAUUUGGUUUUUUUCUUCUUAAUUUAAUUUGUUCGAAAUAUUAAUUUUUUUGAUUCAAAAAUAACAUUGAUAUUCUGAAACUUAGGCCUCAAAAACCUUUCCCUCUUUUUUUCUCAAAAAGUCUUCUAUUUUUUUUGAAAAAAACGAUAAUGUUUGUUAAAUAUGCAAAAUGACCAUCCGAAAGGACUUAUCGGCUCAAUUUGUUGUUUAAACUUUUGAAUUUACAUUUUCCACGUUUUAUUGAAAUGUACUAGUCGCACUGUUUGUUCACGGAUAACAGAAACCUGUCACGGGAGAACUUGUCGUACAACAAUUUUUUUGAUUGUUUGUUCUCUCAAGACUUUCUCUCGAGAUAUGAUUGUGCAACACGCGAAGAUAUCGAAAGAGAAGAAAAACGUGAACGUGGUCUGGUAUCAAACUAGAGAAAAAGGAAGAAAUGAAAAAAAUUGAAUUUUUCGGUAUGGACGUUUUUUUGAAAAAAAUGAAAUGUUAGUCAGCCGUCAAAUUUCCAAGCAAAAUUGAAAAAAAUUUUUGAAAAAAAUUCAUAAUAUCUUUUGAAACUGUGAGGAAAUAAAGCAACUUUUUGCCGAAAAAGUUGACAACUUUUGUUUUUUUCUUUAUAUAUUCUUGCCAUUUUUUUUUCCAUGACUUCAUAGUUUGAUUUUUUUUUUUGGUUGUUUUUUUAGAUCUAAUUUGUGAAAUAUUUUAUCUUUCUAUCCUCUUUGCUAUUAGUUUUUGGUUUUCUGCAUUCGAGACCUGCCUUUUAGAAUGUUUUAGAUGAUAUCUUUCUUUGCGACUAUGAUUUUUUUUUGAAAUUCGGCCAAAAAUUCUUCGUACAAAAAAAAACCAUCAAGGUCUGCCAAAAUAAACCGUUUUGAGCCCUCAUGUCUUGGUUAUUGGGAAAAAAACGAGCAUUAACCAACUUUAAUUGAGUAAUCGAGAAGUCAUUCGGUCACUUACCAAUGAAAUUCUGCAAAAAGGAAAUAAUCGUUAUGUUCCUACUUGACUUAAUGGCGAUGCUGAGUACACUCCGAUUUUCAGAACGUGCUGGCGGAAGCCAUUUGGGACCACGUGGCCGUGUUAGCCGAUGAGUUGCCUUUUGCGGCAGGAGAACUGAUAAACGUUCUUGACUGUACAUCUCAAUCUUCGCUGUGGUACGGGUCCUGCCGCGACAACCAAGGCUGGUUCCCCGCCAGUCAUGUGAAGGUGCCGAUUAUUGAGUGUCCAAGUGGAAUAACACACGAUUUUUGAAGGUUUUGUGCAAUUCCAACGGACACAAACCCAACACCGAGAACGACUUUCACAGUUUUCCACCAGCCAUGCGCAGAUACAGGGCGAAUGUGGUCGAGGAACUGUUGCACACGGAGAGAGAAUACGUCAGAUUGUUAGAAGAUAUCGUGCAUGUGAGUUGUAGAAGCCCCAUCGCGAAAAUAUUCUGUUUGGAGGGGUCGCUUGAAGAAUUUCGAUUCUGUUCUAUUUGUUGGAAUGAUAUCCCAAAAUAGUAAAAAUUCGAUAGCGGUUGACUAAAAAAGACAUCAACAUAUUUUUGAUAACAUACGCAUGUGUCAAGCUUCCUUGACUCCGAAAUUCCUUCAUUUCUAUUGAUUCAAGUUUUCUGAAAGGAAAAGCUAGAAAAUUUGAAUGAAUCUCCGGUGAAUAUCAGAUCUGCCUCUCGAAAUCUCAACAGAAAGAAAUUCACAUUUGAGAAGGCUCAUAAUAUGAUUUCAAAAUCAAAGGACGUUACUAUUCAAUUUUCUGAUCUUUUGGGAGACAACGUAUAAUUUUAGGUUGUCCAAAUUUGAAAAGGAAAUUUUUUUUGAAUUUAUAACUGAGUUUGAUUGAAAAUCGAGUGAUAAUCAAAUGAAUAAUUUUAACGCGUCUGUUUUUUAAUAAACCCAGUUUGUUUUUCCAAACCUUUUGAAAACGAUUUUUGAACGCUCAUCUUGAAACCAAAACAAACAUGAUUAAGAGCGAAAAAAGCGUGGGCAGUUUUUGGUCGGGCGCAAAGAGCGACAGAUACUCCAAAAUGACGUUUUUUCACAUGUGGGAGUGCGAAAAAUGAGAAGAACGCUUUGCAAACAAAACCGGCGUCAUAACAGCUUCUUAAAAGAUAAUGAUGUCACCUUCCAAGUUUGAUAAUGUGACGUCAUGAAAAUACUUUAUCUUAACCUUGGAGAAACAGAUUUACAGUUAGAACAACAAAAAUUGGCAAGCUUUAAUCAAGUGUGAAGAUUUUGUUUUUUUUUCAUCAACAGAAAAUUAAAGAGAUGAUUUAAAUUUUAUUAAAAAGUAAAACAAGACAAGAAACGGGAAAUCAGGGAUAAUUAGUCGUUUAAAGUUUUUUUCCCCUAUUUUUGCAAAGCUUAGAUGAAAGUUCCAACAAAAUUAUUCAGGGCUUCCUGGAACAGACCAAGCGACGGACGGAGAUGUUCAGCUCGACCCUUAUCAAAAACGUCUUUGGAAACAUCCAAUCAAUCUACACAACUCAAUGCAAACUUCUGCGAGACCUCGAAAUGGCCUUGGACCAGCAAAAGCCUGAAAACUCUUGCAUCGGACCGGCUUUCCUGCGAAACGUAUGAUCCGAUAAGUAUUCUAAUCCAAGAAGUUUCCAUUCAGAAGCACGCUUUUGCGAUUUAUUCGGAUUACUGCAACAAUCGGCCGUUGUCCGUCAGCGAGUUGUCACAACUGUCAAGGCACACGAUUUACAGACAGUUCUUUGAGGUGGAACAAGUCUUCGGGAGAAAGUUUUCAAGGUUUUUCAGGCCUGCCGACUUCUCCGUGGGAUGCCAAACUUGUCACUUGAAGCGUUUUUGCUGACGCCAGUUCAACGUAUAUGUCGCUACCCGUUACAUUUAUCCGAGUUGUUGAAGGUGAAUAAGACUUUCACAAGAGCGAAAAUGACUUCAAAAAAGACACUUGAGAUCUGCGCAGGAAAUUAAAAUUUGCCUGAUUGAUUCGAACUAUUACUCUGCGGUCACGUUUAAAAUGAAUGAUAAAAGCCUUGAAAUGAUAAAAAGAUGAAUCUCGAGAUUAUAGCAGUGAAACAUUUUAAUGGCGUUGCAAAAAAAGAAACGAUUUUUUGAUUUUAAUACUUUCAAUUUCACACAUUUUCUUCCGACCGAACUAUUCAGAGAUUGAAGAGCAAUACACAAAGCUCAGGUUAAGAAGAAAGUUCUAAGUACUUUCUUUUGUUUUUUUUCUGCAAACUUUGACUUUUCGGCUCAAAGCGCGAAUCAAGAUCUCUUAAUACUUUUCGACUUUUUUAAGCAUACUUAUUUAUUUUCAGGCCACUCCAAUGACUCACGACGAUUACUCAACCUUGCAAGCGGCCGAAAAAGCAAUGAGAAGCGUCGCAUCUCAGAUAAACGAUCGCAAGCGGAAGAUCGAAGCUCUCCAAGAAAUGAUCAAGUGGCAGAGAAAAGUUCUGCAUUGGAAGGUUUGAGUGUAGUUUGCGCUUUUUUCACCCACAUUCACACAAAUCACGUCAACAAUCGGUGAUCGGCGGUCAGCACGCACUAAACGAGAGUCUUAUCCAUCCUACAGUAAGAGAAGAAAAAGGGGGAGGGAAAAGCUCGAGGUGGUGGUGCGUUUAAAAAAUCGAGUGUUUGCGUUGUAAGCGAUUGUGCGGCCAGUCUCCCGGCUAACUGUAUUCGAUUCGAUGUUGCACUCGCCAAAGUUCUCCUCCUUGUUCGACUUGGCCUGGGAAUAUCGGAAGCUGAAGCAGUUCCGCAAGCAGCAGCAGCAGCAUAUCAAGCUUCUGGGCGAAGCUCGCUGCAGUAGUCAGACCGACCUCGUUCAGGUCUCUUUGGCUUUUUUCGAAAGUUCGCCGUUUUCUAAUGCUUUUUUUUGGCUCCACGAUCAUCUAAAAUUGGAAAAUAACUCUCAAUUUGUCCACUUCUUUGGAUAUUAUGAACAAAUGGACUCUUCAAGUGUAGUUUUUCAUGUUGUUGAAAUAAAGUUAAGAAGAAAAAUACGAUGGUAGUCUCAAAACUAUCAUCAUAUCUCUUUAUUUGACGAUUAUUUCCAUUUUUCAACUGUAAUCUAGUCUCCUCUCACGGAUCGAAGAUCUAUAGCACUCAAGCCGUUCUCGCCUCGCGUUCGAUGGUCUUUCAUACCCUUUUCACAACUUUAGGCGUCUUAUGAAGUUUUUGAGAAUAAUUUUUUCACUUUCCAUUUUUGGGGGUCAUCAGGGUAAUCGAAUUUUUUUCAAAAUCUAAAAAAUGGUUUUCGCUUUUUUUUUUCUGAAUCUCAAAAGUAUAAUAAUUUUUUCGCCUAAACGGAAAUUUGUUUUUCAGGGUCCGGAUCUCGUAGAUAACAACAGUUCACUUCUUCGUUCUGGCCAGCUCUACUGUAGAUGUGUUGUAGAUUCCCAACCUCAGUGGUCAAAAGUAAACAUUUCCCAUUGUUUUAUGGGUUAAAACUCGAAGUUCAGGACGUUGUCUUGUUCCUUUUCGAUCAAGCUAUCGUAAUCUGUAAGAAAGACGUUCUGAAGAAGAACGGAUUUGUCUUCAAAGAGAGGAUGUCUCUUACAACCGCCAGUAUUCAAGAUACACCUGACGGAAAAGGUAAUUUACUUCAUAUUUGAAUACCUUGUGUUUAUUUAUGAGAAAUUUCUUACGGUUUAUAAAUCAAUAGUUCAGUAUCAGGAAAAAUAAUUGAUUUCACAGUAAAUUCAGUCCAAAAUUAUCACUCUUAAGUAAUUUCUAUCUAACUUUUAUUUUAAAAACAGUUUCCAAGCGUCUGAACAAAGUACAAACGCUUCCAUGCACUCCCACUUGACUCUUUUCUCUGUAUUACUCUGGACCAAUGGUCUGCAAACAUGUUCUGUGAACGCACUCAAUAAAUAAAAAGAGCAAUCGUCAACCUAAAUUUAGACCAAUCCUUCGGCGUUAACGUCAAAAACGCGUUCAAAGUCGUCAACGGCAGCAGACAAUAUCUCUUCACAUGUCCAGACAAAAAAGCCAAGGUAAGUAGUAGGAGAAAGGCACUUGAGGAAAAGCUGCAAACUCCUGAUUUUUGCGAGAACGCCAACAACAAAAUGUUAUAAGAUGAUUCUUUUCAGUCAACAUGGCUCUCGGCUUUUUCCAUGCGACAGUCCAUGAGUUUCGCUGCAAGCGCCGAGGAGAAAAGACUUGCGAUCGCAACUCUCAACGCCUCACAUUUCAUUUGA
Messenger RNA from Caenorhabditis auriculariae, 6558 nucleotides. The record is from the annotation of a GenBank genome assembly. NCBI's taxonomy places the organism in Eukaryota, Metazoa, Nematoda, Chromadorea, Rhabditida, Rhabditidae.